Molecule: messenger RNA, 1737 nt
Organism: Zygotorulaspora mrakii
Lineage: Eukaryota; Fungi; Ascomycota; Saccharomycetes; Saccharomycetales; Saccharomycetaceae
Product: M20 family metallopeptidase
Exons: 1
Coding region: 1-1737 (578 amino acids)
Cellular component (GO): fungal-type vacuole lumen
Molecular function (GO): metallocarboxypeptidase activity
Source: RefSeq, a predicted model, not a curated record
AUGCUAUUAGAUACUAAAACAGAGAGAAACAUUCCCAAGUACAAUCAGUUGAUUUCCAAGCGUAGGGUGGCUAUGGCCGUUGGUGCUGGAAUGCUAAUUGUAGGUGCGUUGAGCAAUAUGUUUUCUUGGUCCUACCACAACCAUAUUGGUGUUGAUUAUAUUGAGCAAUGCGGCAGAAUGGAUCCAAUUUUACCUGAAUUUAAUAAGUCUAUCAAGAUGAUUUUUGAAAGCCCUGAUUUCAAAGAGAAAGCAAUAUCUAGACUUGCAGGAGCCAUCCAAAUUCCAACAGAGGUUUUUGACGACAAUCCAAGCCCUUCUGAAGAUAUUGAGUACUAUCACGAGUUCUUCAAACUUCAUGAUUAUCUUGUGAACUCUUUUCCCUUGGUCUCGAAGCACUUGAAGCUUGAAAAAGUUAAUGAGGUUAACCUACUCUUCACAUGGGAAGGGAAAGACAAAAAAUUGAAGCCUAUGAUGUUAACAUCUCAUCAAGACGUGGUUCCAGUUGAUCCCGAAACUGUUUCUCAAUGGACUUAUCCUCCAUUUUCGGGACAUUAUGAUGCUUCAAGUGAUUUAAUAUAUGGUAGAGGUGCUCUUGACUGUAAAACAUUGUUGGUCGCCCAACUGGCGGCUAUAGAACAAUUGAUUGAAGAUGGAUUUGAGCCCACCCGAACUGUAAUUGUUGCGUUGGGAUUUGACGAGGAAACAGCAGGUCUUCACGGAGCCCGUACGAUGGGAAAAUUUUUGCACGAAAGAUAUGGUGAUAAUGGAAUUUAUUCGAUUGUUGAUGAAGGAUCCAUGGUUGCUGAGAUUUCUAAAAACGUUUUCAUUGCAGCGCCCGUGGUACAAGAGAAAGGAUAUCUUGAUGUGAAUAUUACGGUACUCGGAAACGGUGGUCACUCUUCAAUUCCCCCAGAACAUACUACAAUCGGCGUCGCAGCAGAGAUAAUCUCAUCUUUGGAGAAUAAGCCUUUCAAAUUUGAAUUCUCUCUAGAAAAUCCAUUUUAUGGUUUUCUGGUCUGCAUGGCUGAGCACAGUAAUAGUUUACCGACCGAAUUCAAAAAAGCUAUUAUUGAAGCACGCUUCGACGAAAAAGAAAGAAAGAAGCUUGUCGAGUUCAUAUCACAAAGACCGGAGAUGAGAGAACUGAUAAGGACCUCCCAAGCUGUAGACGUUUUCCAUGGAGGAAUGAAGGCAAAUGCACUUCCUCAGGUAUCUACAUUUUUGGUCAAUCAUAGAAUAGACAUCCAAUCUUCCGUCCAAGAAGUCUUAGAGAGUGAUUUGAGUGUCGCAAGAGAAGUUGCUGAAAAGUACGGCUAUGGUCUAUAUUUAGCCGAUGAAGAGGUAAUCCCAUGUACAGAUGUUGGAUCUAUAACUGUCACGGGAUACAAGCCCUUAGAACCAUCGCCUUAUUCUCCUACCGGAGGUUCUCAAGUGUGGGACAUCUUUUCGGGUACUAUUCAAAAUGUGUUUCAAAAUGGUCUUCUGAGAAAUAAUUCUGAAGCCGAGGUUUAUGUGACAACAAACACAAUAUCUGCCAACAGUGACACUAAACAUUACUGGGCUUUGACAAAAAAUAUCUACCGAUUCUUCGGAAAUGUUCUCCCUCAAGGUUUAUGGAAGACAGUUCACUCGGUUGAUGAAACAAUCCCAGCAUCAGCACACCUUACCUCAAUUGCAUUUGUUUACGAAUAUAUUGUUAAUGUUCAGGAAGGUGCUAAUGAAGAUAGUCUACCGUAG